AUGCAGAUCUCACCACCCCGCAACGCCCACGCCUUCUCCAAUAAGCGAAUGCUCAACUCAACUCCUUAUCCGAACUACGCCUCUUCUCGACCACGACAAGCUUCUUCGUCCUCAUCUCUUCGCAUUCCUAUGCCUGUCUCAAACCGCAACGCACGAGAACGAGCUCCCGUUCGUCAGGUUCAACAACCAGAAUCGGAAGUUAGUAUUAUUGUCACGACGUGGGAUGAUGAGGGGAAGUGCUGGUAUCCAGUCGAGGCUUAUGGUCCUAUCGGAGAACACUUGAAUAAAUUUAUUGAGGCCAGAAGAAGGGCUAAGCAGAUGAGUGAGAGAAGAGACUCGGAGUAA
This is a messenger RNA of Botrytis sinoallii, 345 nucleotides long. RefSeq lists its product as uncharacterized. Bases 1 to 345 code for a protein of 114 amino acids. The record is from RefSeq and is a predicted model, not a curated record. The transcript has a single exon. NCBI's taxonomy places the organism in Eukaryota, Fungi, Ascomycota, Leotiomycetes, Helotiales, Sclerotiniaceae.